UCCGCAGUCGCCCUCGCCCGGGACCCCUGCGUCGGGCCCUGAGCGGGCGACGGGGACGCGAGGUGGGGCCGCGAGACUGGGGCUCCGUGGUUUGCACUCGUCGGUUGCCUUUCUACUGCCUCUUGCCUGGUUGCCGCCACAACAAAUCACGCCGCUUGUUUUUCCGACUCUUGUAAUCCACUUUUAAAUACGAUUAUGCGCUGCAGAAGGACGUUGCCGGUCAAUGUGGGACAGCGUGGUCUCAUAAGAUUAUAAUAUCGUUUUCUUACUGUACCUUUUUUUAUGGUUAGAUAGGCAGAUACUCACUAGUAUGCUACGGUUACCCGCAGUGUUCACUGCAGUGACAGGCUGUACAGGUUCAUGACCUAAGAGCAGUAGGCUGUGUCAUCUGGGUUUGUGUCAGUGCACUACUGCCCGAAGAAAUUGCCUAAGGGGACAUUUCUGCAUUUCUCAGAACGGAUCUCCAUCGUUAAGUGACGCAUGACUUGGCCAUAAUUGUGAUAAUGUAAUAAAAUCAGGAAACAUUACCUGAAGCAGAUGCUUUUGAAGUCACCAGAAAAUAGUCUUCUCCAAUUCCAAUUUAAAUAUGGAGUGCCUAUACCAACUAAUGUUACAAUUGAAUCCUAUAACAUGAACCCUAUCGUAUAUUGGGAGUACCAGAUCAUGCCACAGGUCCCUGUUUUUACCGUAGAGGUAAAGAACUAUGGUGUUAAGAAUUCAGAAUGGAUUGAUGCCUGCAUCAGUAUUUCUCAUCAUUAUUGUAAUAUUUCUGAUCAUGUUGGUGAUCCAUCAAAUUCCCUUUGGGUCAGAGUUAAAGCCAGGGUUGGACAAAAAGAAUCUGCCUAUGCAAAGUCACAAGAAUUUGCUGUAUGCCGAGAUGGAAAAAUUGGACCACCUAAAGUGGAUAUCAGAAAAGAGGAGAAGCAAAUCAUGAUUGACGUAUUUCACCCUUCAGUUUUUGUAAAUGGAGACGAGCAGGAAGUCGAUUAUGAUCCCGAAACUACCUGUUACAUUAAGCUGUACAAUGUGUAUGUGAGAAUGAACGGAAGUGAGAUCCAGUAUAAAAUACUCACGCAGAAGGAAGAUGAUUGUGACGAGAUUCAGUGCCAGUUAGCGAUUCCAGUGUCCUCACUGAAUUCUCAGUACUGUGUUUCAGCAGAAGGAGUCUUACAUGUAUGGGGUGUUACAACUGAAAAGUCAAAAGAAGUUUGUAUUACCAUUUUCAAUAGCAGCAUAAAAAGUUCUCUUUGGAUUCCAGUUGUUGCUGCUUUACUACUCAUUCUAGUGCUUAGCUUGGUAUUCAUCUGUUUUUAUAUUAAGAAGAUUAAUCCAUUGAAGGAAAAAAGCAUAAUAUUACCCAAGUCCUUGAUCUCUGUGGUAAGAAGUGCUACUUUGGAGACGAAACCUGAAUCAAAAUAUGUAUCACUCAUCACGUCAUACCAGCCAUCUUCCUUAGAAAAGGAGGUGGUCUGUGAAGAGCCGUUGUCUCCAGCAACAGUUCCAGGCAUGCAUACCGAAGACAAUCCAGGAAAAGUGGAACAUACAGAAGAACUUUCUAGUAUAACAGAAGUGGUGACUACUGAAGAAAAUAUUCCUGACAUGGCCCCGGGCAGCCAUCUGACUCCAGUAGAGAGAGAGAGUUCUUCACCUUUAAGUAGUAACCAGUCUGAACCCUGCAGCAUCGCUUUAAACUCGUAUCACUCCAGAAAUUGUUCUGAUAGUGAUCACUCCAGAAAUGGUUUUGAUACUGAUUCCAGCUGUCUGGAAUCACAUAGCUCCUUAUCUGACUCAGAAUUUCCCCCAAGUAACAAAGGUGAAAUAAAAACAGAAGGACAAGAGCUCAUAACAGUAAUAAAAGCCCCCACCUCCUUUGGUUAUGAUAAACCACAUGUGCUAGUGGAUCUACUUGUGGAUGAUAGCGGUAAAGAGUCCUUGAUUGGUUAUAGACCAACAGAAGAUUCCAAAGAAUUUUCAUGAGAUCAGCUAAGAUGCACCAACUUUGAAGUCUAAUUUUCCUGGACAGUUUUCUGCUUUAAUUUCAUGAAAAGAUUAUGAUCUCAGAAAUUGUAUCUUGGUUUGUAUCAACCAAAUGGAGUGACUUAGUUUACAUAAAAGUGUAAAGAGGAUGUGUGGCAUUUUCACUUUUGGCUUGAAAACUAUAAAGAAUUUUUUUUUUUUAAACAAAAAAAGCAUUGUAACUUAUGAACCUUUACAUCCAGAUAGGUUACCAGUAACAGGGAACAGUAUCCAGUACUCCGGGUUCCUAGGUGAGCAGGUGAUGCCCCAGGGACCUUUGUAGCCACUUCACUUUUUUUCUUUUCUCUGCCUUGGUAUAGCAUAUGUUUUUGUAAGUUUUAUGCAUACAGAAUUUUAAGUGGUAAUUUCAGAAGAAAUUCUGCAAGCUUUUCGAAAUUGGACUUAAGAUCUAAUUCAAACUAAUAGAAUUAAUGGAAUAUGUAAAUAGAAACGUGUAUAUUUUUUAUGAAACAUUACAGUUAGAGAUUUUUAAAUAAAGAAUUUUAAAACUCA
Molecule: messenger RNA, 2529 nt
Organism: Pongo pygmaeus (Bornean orangutan)
Lineage: Eukaryota; Metazoa; Chordata; Mammalia; Primates; Hominidae
Gene: IFNGR1
Product: interferon gamma receptor 1
Exons: 8
Coding region: 538-1977 (479 amino acids)
Biological process (GO): type II interferon-mediated signaling pathway
Cellular component (GO): plasma membrane
Molecular function (GO): cytokine binding; cytokine receptor activity
Source: RefSeq, a predicted model, not a curated record